Molecule: messenger RNA, 984 nt
Organism: Colletotrichum truncatum
Lineage: Eukaryota; Fungi; Ascomycota; Sordariomycetes; Glomerellales; Glomerellaceae
Source: RefSeq, a predicted model, not a curated record
AUGUCUCGUCUUCCUGCUGCAGAGAAGUUGCCCCUUGCACUUCGCAAGAAUAUCCGCGACGACUGGGAGAGCAAAAAGGAAGACCUCCAAAAGGAGCUCUCCGAAGUCCUCGGAGCCGAAUGGACGCUGAAAGACAUCAACCCCAACGAGCUCUACCCCUACGCUGGCGAGGGCUACGGCAAAACGUCCCUCGGCAGCUGCAUUGAGCACUUUUUUUUUUUCCCCCUGCUCGGCAGAUACAUUUCCUCCGCCAUCAGCAACCUCAAGACAUAUGCGACAAAUUAUGGAGACGACGGCAAGUCCGAGAUCAACUCCAUCUGCCACGCCCGAUCAUUGAUCAUCGACAUUGACGACCGGCCUGAUAAGAACCAGCGCGUGACAUACUGCGGCGUCGUAGUCAAGGAUGGCAAGCUCGUUAUCGUCUUCUCAGAGGGAAACCUCGGCACCAACGCUAGCUACGCCAUCGACUCGCAGGGUCUCUUAAAAGCCCUCAACGACGCCCCGCCCGCCCCGGGCGCCGGCGCGGCCAUGAGCUAUGCCGCGCGAACCUCCAUUAGGCAGGACUACGACGAGCAGAUUGAGGAGACGCGCCAGAAGUUGGCCGACAUCCUCGAGAAGCCCGACAUUGUGCUCGUGCCCAACUUCGAGUCCAACUUUGCCAAGUUGAAAGAGGAGGGCAGCAAGAAGAAGAGCGAGGUCAGGGAUGAUUGGGAAAACAACCUCGGCGGCUUCACGAAGAAGUACUUUGAGGGGCUGGUGUACCAGAUGGGUUACCAAAAGUUCGAGGACGACGAGCUGCUGCGGGAGGGUUUCAACGAAGCCGUUGAGAAGGGCGAGGUCCACUUCCGCAUCGUCGACAAGAUGUCGUACGGAACAUACGGCGAAGUCGUCCUCGAGAACGGUGCCGUCUAUGUCCAAGCACUAGCGAAGAACUUUGGAACAAACGUCGAUUACGCUGCGGAGAAGCUCUUGGAUCAGCUCUGA